CGGGGCGCGCCUGCGCAGUAGCAGAGGGGCGGUGUGAUGGUGGUGGGCCCGGCGCGGGAAGGCUCCACCUGCUGGGCACGGCGCGGUGGCUGCUAUCCGCCGGCGGGAGACCACGAUGGCCCCCGUGAGCUUUAGGAGCCCUCUGCUGUUCUGCCUGGUGGCCGCAUGGCUCGGCCCUGUCCCGGCCGAGGAGCCCGCGGCGGAGAGUCUGUCCUCACACGGCCGCCUCGAUAAGAACUUGGUGCAGGAUAAAGACCACAUCAUGGAACAUUUAGAAGGAGUUAUUGAAAAACCGGAGUCUGAGAUGUCUCCACAAGAGCUGCAGCUGCAUUACUUCAAAAUGCAUGAUUACGAUGGCAAUAAUUUGCUAGAUGGGUUAGAGCUUGCUACUGCUAUAUCACAUGUCCACAAAGAGGAAGGUGGUGAGAAUACCCAGGCAAUGAAAGAAGAGGAGCUAAUUAGUCUAAUAGAUGACGUCUUAAGAGAUGAUGAUAAGAACAAUGAUGGAUACAUUGACUAUGCAGAAUUUGCAAAAUCACUGGAAUAAGGUUUUGAAGGGGGCUUGUUUCUCCAUCUAACAGAAUGGGAAUGUGACCCAGUAUAAUGUGAUUUAUUAAUCAUGUCAACCUUUGUGCUGAGGUAUUUGUGAGCUGAAGUGUCCAGUUGAAUUUGUUUGCAAACUCUGUGUGUUAAGAGGCUGGCUAAUCUCAGAAUGGUAGCCACGCUUGACUAAAAGUAGGUACGUAUAUGAAUCUCGAAUGAUGGAAGCAUCAAAAUAUUUCCAUAGGCCACAGCUGGCAAACUCUUAAGCUAAAUGUGAAUACUUAAUACAAUCAAAUACAAUCCAAAUUCCUCUUUUUUUUUUUAA
This is a messenger RNA of Lagopus leucura (white-tailed ptarmigan), 868 nucleotides long. It is a transcript of the gene MCFD2, whose product is annotated as multiple coagulation factor deficiency 2, ER cargo receptor complex subunit. Lineage: Eukaryota; Metazoa; Chordata; Aves; Galliformes; Phasianidae. The coding region runs from base 116 to 547 and encodes 143 amino acids. Gene Ontology annotation, molecular function: calcium ion binding. The transcript has 4 exons. The record is from RefSeq and is a predicted model, not a curated record.